Molecule: messenger RNA, 876 nt
Organism: Penicillium arizonense
Lineage: Eukaryota; Fungi; Ascomycota; Eurotiomycetes; Eurotiales; Aspergillaceae
Product: TMEM53 family protein
Exons: 1
Coding region: 1-876 (291 amino acids)
Source: RefSeq, a predicted model, not a curated record
AUGUCUCCACGGCCAAUCCCAUUCCCAGGCUUCACCCCGAUAUCUGAUCGGGUGUACCUUCGCAAUGGCAACGAAAAAAGCAAGCCCGUCCCUGCUGACGAGCCAACAACAAUUAUCAUCUCAGGCUGGGGCGAUGGCAUGCCAAAGCACGUCUCCAAGUAUUCCGAUGGCUUCCAUGAGCUCUUCCCAUCUUCACGCAUUAUUGUGAUCCUGUCGGGUACUCUUCAAGCCUCAAACCAGCAAGAAGAAGCAAGAAUCGAAGCUAUGAUGCCAGUAGUCGACACUAUUUUCCCUACUCCAACUGGAAGCGGCGGUGAAGAGGAGCGCGUCCUGAUCCAUGCCAUGUCCAAUACGGGCGCAAUCUUCGCCGCAGCCGCUGUUGUCGGAUAUCAACGACGACAUGGCACCGACAAGACCUUCCCCCACAAGCUCUUGAUUUGUGACUCCACUCCUGGAAGUUUGGACUUCGCAUCUCAGGUUGGUCGUUGGUCGCACGCUAUGGCCGUCGGCACAGCGAAAUUCUUCCCCUGGCCCGCUAUUAUCACACAGGGUCUGUGGUAUAUCUUCCUCUGGGCGAACUGGGCUUUUGAACGACUGCGCGGGUCAGAGCCCUCCGGCGUUUGGGCGAACCGGGUUAUGACCGAUAAAAGUAUCACAUCGACCGAUUCUCACAGGUUGUAUCUGUAUUCCAAAGAAGAUGAAAUUAUUGGAUGGAAGGAUCUUGAGGAGAAUGUUGCUGGCGUGAAAGCUUUGGGCUGGCCAGUUGAUUUGGAAAUGUUUGAAGGUUCGCCGCAUGUCGGACAUAUGAGACUGCAUCCUGAGCAGUACUGGAAUAAGAUUUCCAAUGCUUGGAAACAAGCGGUCGCCGAUAAAUAA